Messenger RNA from Fonsecaea erecta, 1095 nucleotides. RefSeq lists its product as hypothetical. The transcript is spliced from 2 exons. Gene Ontology annotation, cellular component: mannan polymerase complex. Gene Ontology annotation, molecular function: alpha-1,6-mannosyltransferase activity. The record is from RefSeq and is a predicted model, not a curated record. Lineage: Eukaryota; Fungi; Ascomycota; Eurotiomycetes; Chaetothyriales; Herpotrichiellaceae. Gene Ontology annotation, biological process: protein N-linked glycosylation. The coding region runs from base 1 to 1095 and encodes 364 amino acids.
AUGGCCAUCUCCCAUUCAUGGAGACGUGCAGCUCUCACAGCAAUCGUCCUACUGACCUUAUUCCUUCUGCUGCGGCAUGCAUCUACCUCGUCAAGCCUUCCUUUGACCCAAGAUGCGGCUGAAAGAGAGCAGGUCUCGAGACCCUACCCUCCUCCCAAGCCCCCGAACGUCAUUCAGGAGUCUCAGCAAGCCGUCCACGACGUGGCAGGCAGACCUCUACGAGAAAGGCUACGAUACCAUUUCCCCUACGACAUCGAGGCCAAAUUUCCUGCUUACAUAUGGCAGACGUGGAAAUAUGGACCGGAUUCAGGAAAGUUUGAGGAGAGAUUAAGACCGUUUGAGGCCUCGUGGUCAAACCUACACCCUGGCUUUGUCCACGAGGUGGUGACGGACGACGCUGCGUUACACCUCAUCAACUAUCUGUAUGCCCCAAUGCCGGAGAUCGUUCAAGCAUACGAAGCCAUGCCGCUUCCUGUCAUCCGGGCCGAUUUUUUCCGCUACCUGAUUCUCCUUGCACGUGGCGGGAUAUACAGUGACAUCGACACCCAAGCCCUCCAGUCGGCUACGGAUUGGUUGCCGCAAAACCUGGACAAGUCCACCGUCGGCUUGGUGGUGGGAAUUGAGGCCGACCCAGACCGACCAGAUUGGAACCUGUGGUAUGCGAGGAGGAUUCAGUUCUGCCAAUGGACGAUCCAGGCAAAACCAGGCCACCCAGUGUUGAGAGACAUUGUUGCCACGAUUACCGAAGACACAUUGGCCAUGCAAAAGGCUGGGCGCCUCCGCAAGGGUAAAGAACCCACCAAGAGCAUCAUGGAGUACACCGGACCAGGUGUGUGGACGGAUGCGUUGUUUUCAUACUUUAACAACCAAGAAUAUUUUGAUUUCAGCACCCGAAAAACGAAUGUAUCAUACCCCGAUUUCUUUGCCAUCACCGAGCACAAGAAGAUUGGCGAUGUCGUGGUGCUGCCAAUCACGAGUUUCAGUCCAGGCGUAGGUCAGAUGGGCUCAGAAGGACCCGAGCACCCAAUGGCCUUUGUGAGACAUGACUUUGACGGAUCCUGGAAACCCGAAAACGAACGCAUGAAGGGUGAUUGA